Molecule: messenger RNA, 1572 nt
Organism: Sinocyclocheilus rhinocerous
Lineage: Eukaryota; Metazoa; Chordata; Actinopteri; Cypriniformes; Cyprinidae
Gene: tmem138
Product: transmembrane protein 138
Exons: 5
Coding region: 331-819 (162 amino acids)
Cellular component (GO): cilium
Source: RefSeq, a predicted model, not a curated record
GUCCAGCUCCGCUUACUCCACAGGAGGAACAUCUCAACACGCUCCGAUGAGGAUUUCAGCUCUUCAGGAACAUUAAUAUUCACCUGAGCAUCUGAAUGUUUACUCAUCACCGUAUCCAGCAUGGCUGACGCCCGGAUUAAACGGCUAGUGGAACAACUCCAGGAAUGAUCCUCGCUGUGCUUUGGUUUGUCAUGGAGUAGCAGGAAGUGAGAUGGAAUUUCCUCUAUAUAAUCAGGGCGAGAUGAUCUCCACGUCAGACGUCUGCUGAAUAGUUUCAUAUGGCGGAGGGCUGUGGUGGUGUUUUCUAGUAUAUUCCGGAUCGCUGCAGAUAUGCUCCAGACCAAUAACUACUCGCUGGUGCUGCUGAUCCAGCUGGCACUGCUGACCUUUGACCUGUUCGUCAACUCCUUCAGUGAACUGCUGCGGGCCGCGCCGGUCAUACAGCUCGUGCUCUUCAUAAUCCAGGACAUCGGCAUCCUGUUUAACGUGCUCAUCAUUCUUCUCAUGAUGUUCAACACAUACGUGUUCCAGGUGGGGCUGGUGUCGCUGUUACUGGAGCGAUUCCGAGCGCUGCUGAUACUGUCUGCACUCUACCUGACUCUCAGCAUCUGCUUUCACUGCUGGGUCAUGAACCUGAGGUGGAUGGAGUCCAAUCGUUUCGUGUGGACGGACGGUCUGCAGGUUCUCUUUGUGUUCCAGAGACUGGCUGCUGUGUUGUAUUACUACUUCUACAAACGCACAACCGAGUAUCUGGGAGACCCCAGACUUUACGAAGAUUCCCCGUGGCUCCGUGACGCAUUUGCUAGAGCGCGACAGUGAAACGACACGCCUGGAAACAAACCCAAAAUGGUGCACGGGGGACGUUAACGUUGUGCAAUACAACACACAACCAAAGCAUUUCAAGAAACAAAACGGAUGGACUCAUUCAGAGCCCCGCCACCUUAAAACAAACUUCUGAAUUGUAGGAAAGAGCCAAAAUGGCUUCCAUGGAGCACACUGGCGACUGGAGAGAUCUCAGUUUGUGUUUUUAAUGACUGAGAAGCGCAACGAGAAAUAAAGCAUCAUGAAACCCGACGUCUGAAUGUCUCAAAACACAUCUUAGUACAAUAGUACAAAUGAUCUUACUGCCCGCACCAGGUGUAAAGCUACAAUUAUCAUAAAUUGCUUCUUACAUGUUGGUUGCGUAGACAUCUUGUUGUGUAAUGUAGUACGUACUAAAAUGUCUUUUUAAAAUGGUUUUGGAUCAUUGCUUGAGCAGAGUUUGAACGUACAGUCGAACUACGAGAGAUUUCGUUCACUUCGGUUUGCCUUUGAAACGACGAGUGGAAUUUGGGCUCAAGGAAUUGUGUGAAUUUUUUAAACAUUUUGUUUGUAAUGUUUUCAUAAACAUCCUCCAAGUGACACACGUUCGGUAUAUUUUCAGUAAAUUGUCGACGGAGCAUCAACAAAGUGCCUCGCUGUUCACCCAACACUACACAAAGUGAGUAAACAGCAGAGCGUCAGUGCACUUGUUAUGCCGAAAUCGAGAUCGCAUUUUUCUGUCAUUUAUGUUGUACUAAUAAACAUUUUCCA